UCGUGUGCGCACGUUGCGUGAGUUUAUUUCGUGUGUUUACUCGUGAAGGGUGUCACCGGCACGAUGAAAACUGUCAGCGCGACGCCCGUGUCUCCCGUGAAGUGGAUACGACGAACUGGCAAGUGCUCAUCGGACGACGAGGAAUGCGGCGGCGGGGCCGGCGGCUCGGACGACCGCGACGACAAAGAGGAGUCACCACCGACCUCCAAGCUGAAAGGUGGGAAACGCAAGCGACGCUCUAACGGCGACGCUGCCGGCAGCAGCCAGCCUACUCUGACCGCGCUGUUCAGCAAGAUGGCAAAGCGCGUCAAGAGCGAGAACGGCGAGCAAGCCGAGAGCAAGAAACCGGCCGCCGCGGAGGUGAGCUACACCCGUUGCUCCGAUUGUCGCCAGGUGCUCGACGCCGCCGAGUUGCGGCUCUUCGAGGGCGACCCCUGCGGAGCCGUCGACGAGUUCUCGGCGCUCACCGACCCGCGACUGAGCGUGUUCAACGACAGCGGGGCCGUCGACGACGGCGGCGACGACGUGAUGGAUACGCCGCAACACAAGCUCACGCAGUUCACCGUUUACGACCGGCACACGCAUCUCUGCCCCAUCGACGCCGGCCUGAUCGAGCGAGACGUGGAGCUCUACUUCAGCGGGUACGUCAAGCCCAUUUACGACGAGGACCCUUCACCCGAGAACGGCAUCUGCUGCAAGGCGAUGGGACCCAUCGGCGCGUGGUGGACCGCGGGUUUCGACGGCGGCGAGAAGGCCGUGAUCGGAUUCACGACUCCGUACGCCGACUACGUGCUCAUGGCACCGAGCGAGCAGUACGCUCCUUUCAUCGACGCCAUCAAGGAAAAGAUCUACAUGAGCAAGUUGGUGAUCGAGACACUCGUGAAGGAUCCCAAUACGACGUACGAGGACCUGCUCAACAAGCUCGAGCUGACGCCCCCGCCUCAGGGCAUCGCCAAGUUCACCGAGGACGCGUUGCUUCGAAACGCCCAGUUCGUGGUCGACCAGGUGCAGAGCUUCGACGUCACCGGAGACGACGACGAGGCGCACCUGAUCGCGACCCCGUGCUUGCGGAGCCUGGUUCACCUGGCGGGAGUCACGUUGGGUCAGCGCCGAGCGAUGCGCCGCGGUCGACGCGAAGUGUUGCCCAAGAAGCCCGUCGGCACGCUGGCCACGACGACUCCGCUGGUGAGAGACGUCUUCGAAGUCCUGUUCCACGGCCAGAUCGACGACAAGGCGUCCAACACAGCCAGGCGCAAGCGGUGCGGAGUCUGCGAAGCCUGCCAGUCGGCCGACUGCGGGAAGUGCCGCGCCUGCAAGGACAUGGUCAAGUUUGGCGGUACGGGACGGCAGAAGCAGUGCUGCUUGGAGCGGCGUUGCCUCAACAAGGUCUUCCAGGAGGCCGAAGAAGACGACGGCGACACUGAAGAGAUGGAAGACGAGCUGGACCGCAAGGCCGCGCAGGCCGAGGCUCCCGCGACGCGUAAGACGGCGCGGCGCGGUGGCAGCGACGUCAGAUGGGCCGACGACAAGCCCGUCGCAAAGCUCAACAAGAAGUCCUACUACUCGCGCGCCCUGGUCAACGGUCACGAACUGCGUUGGGGCGACUUCGUGCUCGUAACCCCGGCGGAUCCCGGUACUCCGCUGGACGUGGCCAGAGUCGUGCACAUGUACGAAACCCCGUCGGGCGAGAAGAUGUUCCACGCGCACUGGUUCUGGCGGGGUUCGGACACCGUCCUGGGCGAGUCGUCCGACCCUCGCGAGCUGUUUCUCGUCAACGAGUGCGACAAUCAGAGUCUGAGCGCCGUCAACGACCUCUGUACGGUGGUGCACAAACCGGCAGCCGAGGACUGGUUCUCUCGCGGCGGCGUGCACAGUCUGGAGGACGAGUGUGUGCUACAGGGCGAAGACGACGGCAGGUCGUUCUACCAGAAGGCCUACGAAGCCGAGCACGCGCGCUUCGUCGAUCCGCCCGAACUGCCUUGUCCCGAGGAGUGCGACGUGACGCAAGCGUGUACGUCGUGCCGUCAUGCGGAAGCGCAGGAGAAACUGGAGACUCCCGUUCCCGGAGACGUCGUCGAGGAAGAGAACGGCAGGAUCUGUUAUUCGAGUAUAUCGUUCCAGGGUAAAUCGUUCUGCAUCAGCGAGUGUGUCUUCUUAGAGCCGGACGCUUUCGAAUUCGACUACAAGCCGGCCAAAAGCAAAAACAACAAGGGCGGCGUCAAAAAGGAAGACGUCGACGAGGACAUGUACCCGGAGUACUACCGCAAACGUUCGGAAUACAUCAAGGGAUCGAACGCCGACGUUCCCGAACCUUUCAAGAUCGGCAAGAUCGUAUCCAUUUACAAGAAGUCUGGCAGCGGAAAUGGCAAGAACGAGCCCGAAAUGUUCAGAAUGAGAGUCAAGAAGUUUUACCGGUCCGAAAACACGCAUCAGCCGAAGCUGGACGCCGACCUCUGCCUCUUGUACUACUCCGAGGAAGAAGCCGUUGUCGAGCUUAACCAGGUGUGCGGCAAGUGCUACGUCGUGUACGGCGAGAACUUGGCCGAGGAAGUCGAAGACUACCUUCGCCGAGGCCCCCACCGAUUCUACUUUACCGAAGCGUACGAGAGCGAGACCAAGAGCUUCGUGGAACCUUCGUCCAAGGCGCGCAUGAUGGGCUGUCUCGGCAAAGGAAAGGGCAAGAAAGGCAAGAGCUCGACCAAAACCGUCGCCAUCGAGCCGCCAGAAGAGUUCUACGUUCCUCAUCGCAAGCUGCGCAGCCUCGACGUUUUCGCGGGCUGCGGGGGCCUGUCCGAGGGCUUCCACCAGGCCGGCGUCAGCGAGACCUGCUGGGCCAUCGAGCGAGAGGAGCCCGCGGCCACGGCCUUCCGUCUCAACUUUCCCGACGCCACCAUCUUCACGGACGACUGCAAUCGUCUUCUGCGGCUCGUCAUGGACGGCGAGACCGUCAACGAACGCGGUCAGACGCUGCCGCAGAAGGGAGACGUCGAGCUGCUCUGCGGAGGACCUCCGUGUCAGGGCUUCAGCGGCAUGAACCGCUUCAACUCGAGGCAGUACUCCCAGUUCAAGAACUCUCUGAUCGCGUCGUACCUCAGCUACUGCGAGUACUACCGGCCUCGCUUCUUCCUGCUCGAGAACGUGCGCAACUUCGUCUCCUUCAAGCGCAGCAUGGUCCUCAAGCUCACCCUGCGCUGUCUGAUCAGCAUGGGCUACCAGUGCACCUUUGGCGUGCUACAGGCCGGCAACUACGGAGUGCCUCAGACGCGCAGAAGAGCCAUCAUCUUAGCAGCUGCACCGGGGGAGAGGCUUCCGCUCUAUCCCGAACCGCAGCAUGUGUUCGCUCCGCGGGCCUGCCAGCUGACCGUCAUGGUGGACGAGCGCAAGUAUCUGUCCAACUGCAAGUGGUCCUCGUCCGCACCGCUCAGAACCAUCACUGUCCGCGACGCCAUGUCGGACCUGCCGGAGAUCCGCAACGGCGCCAAGUUCAACGAGAUUCCCUACGGUGCCCAGGCCCUGACCCCGUUCCAGAAGGUUCUGCGCGCCGGUGGUGCCGUGCUGCGCGAUCACGUCUGCAAGGAGAUGGCGCCCUUGGUCGAGGCCCGGAUGCGGCACAUUCCCCUGGGUCCGGGUUCCGACUGGCGCGACCUGCCAAACAUCGUGGUGCGUCUCUCGGACGGCGUCACGUACACGAAGAAGCUUCGCUACACGCACCACGACUCCAAGAACGGCAAGUCGUCGACGGGCGCCCUGCGGGGCGUCUGCCCGUGCGCGUCGGACAAGCCGUGCGACCCGGUGUGUCGCCAGGACAACACCCUGAUCCCGUGGUGCCUGCCGCACACGGGCAACAGGCACAACCACUGGGCCGGACUGUACGGUCGGCUCGAGUGGGACGGCUUCUUCAGCACGACCGUGACCAACCCGGAGCCGAUGGGCAAGCAGGGACGAGUCCUGCACCCCGAGCAGCACCGAGUGGUGAGCGUGCGGGAGUGCGCGAGGUCGCAGGGUUUCCCGGACACUUACCGGUUCUUCGGCACCAUCCUGGACAGGCAUCGGCAAGUGGGCAACGCCGUGCCGCCGCCCAUGGCGCGAGCAAUCGGACGCGAGAUCCUCAAGUGUCUCGCCGCUGAAGCACAGGACAGUUGUAACUGAUUCUAGUGAUGGAACGGGACAGUCAAGUGUGCCUUCGGGGAGAAUAUAUGCUCGCGGACUAUACUGAAAACCCGUAUUUUUUGGUGCUUACCCGUUUUUAUAUAUAUCGUUACGCACGGUUUAGCCGAUGCUUGUUUAGUACUGCGUUUCCUUUUUAGUCCCCGGAGAUGCGCUUUUGAUCUCCGCCAAAUAUUGUGCCAUUGACAGGUGCGUUUAUGCACUAAGCCUUAUCUUACUUAUUACUUUAGUAUAAGAACUCCUGUCAUCUCUAAGAAACUGGAAGGUGCACUGAGCGUGACUAUAUUUUAUACGGAAAGCAGUUUACUGUUGCACUGUAUAUAAUGCUUUUAAAUCAUUGUUUUUUACGCACCCUAAAAGAAGCGAGACCAUGGAUAUAUAAUGUACGAAGAUGGGCUGUUCAUUGUGUCCAUGUCUGCACUCCGUAGUUCGUACGCGGCAUUCCUGACAACGGUCGUUCUUUGCCGGCGUCUUCAUUUAUGUUAAUGUCUUCGAUGAGUUUCUAAUUAAUUUUAUAGAUUUCUGUCACGCUUGUGAAAGAUGAAGGGACUGCUGGGCAUUCAAAGCUCGUGUUUACCGACGUUAGUGCAAAGAAGUUAUGUUUCGUGUGUAAGACCCAUACGCAGAUUGGACUAUUAAAUGAUCUGUGUCAUCCGGAUCUCGA
Messenger RNA from Rhipicephalus sanguineus (brown dog tick), 4831 nucleotides. Its product is annotated as DNA (cytosine-5)-methyltransferase 1-like. The record is from RefSeq and is a predicted model, not a curated record. Gene Ontology annotation, molecular function: DNA (cytosine-5-)-methyltransferase activity; zinc ion binding; chromatin binding. Gene Ontology annotation, cellular component: nucleus. Lineage: Eukaryota; Metazoa; Arthropoda; Arachnida; Ixodida; Ixodidae.